GGGCGCGGCGGCGGCGGCGGGUCCCGGGGCAGCGAGCGGCGGAGCUGAGCUGGGAAAACCUUGUUCAAACCAUACCUUUUCCAGUCUGAUUUUUGCAAGACCGCUGCUGUGCUUUGCAAACCAGAGCUCCGUAGAGAAUUGCCUCUUCCAGCGCCUCUUCCAGCCAGCAGCCAGGUCGGAGGCCUUGUCUUGCUGUCCUACAGCAGCCCAGCAGCAGCAGUUUCUUUCUGUGCUGUCAGGACAGGCCUUUGCUCCUCUAGAUCGGAACUGAAACAGAAAUCCCAGCUAUCGUCAUGGGAGAUGUCUGUCUGGUCAGAUUGAUGGUGCUUGUGUACAUCUGGUUUCCCAAGGUUGCUGCCCAGAAUCUCAUAAAAAACCCCAGGGACCAGAACACAGAGCAUACCCUCUUGAUUAAUGAAGUCAAUGCUGACACUCCAGGAGUGGACACUUCUGAGUUUGUGGAGCUCUAUCACACCAGUGGCCGAACGGCCCGUUUGGAUGGCUACUAUCUGGUUUUCUACAAUGGCAACGGAAACCGAGCUUACAAAGUUUUGAACCUUCGGGGCAAGGUUACUAAUGGCCAAGGGUUCUUUCUCAUUGGGUCCCCUUCUGUGAACCCGGCAAUACUGAUUCCUAAGAACACUAUCCAGAACGGCCCCGAUGCAAUCGCUCUGUACUAUGGAAAAGGGAACUACAAGGAAGGCAUGAACGUCACAAGUAGUGGACUGGUAGAUGCUUUGGUCCAUAAGACUAGGAAGAUGGACAGAGCUGACACUCUGGUCAGUGUACUGACUCCUGGCAGAGAUGCUUUUCUGGAGGACUCCACCUUCAGGAGCAUGGAUGAGUCAAUAGAAAGGUGCCGCGGGGCAGAUUCUCAGUGGAUCUUCCAAGUGGCCGUGCCUACCCCAGGCACAGACAACCACUGCAUCCUGACUUCUCAGCUGAACGCGUCUGCUGUCCUGAUCAGCGAGGUCCAUGCUGCCUCUUCUUCCAAAGAUUUUGAGUUCAUAGAGCUUCAGGGUCCCCAUUCCACCAUGCUGAGGGACAUCGUUCUGGUGCUGAUUGAUGGUCAGACCAAAGACAUUUAUUUCACCAUGGACGUUUAUGGCAAAACCUCAUCGGAUGGGCUUCUUCUGCUUGGUCCAGCACUAAGCAAAGCCCCAGUGGACUUGCCGUUCCCGGAGAACUCUACUCACCCUGUACUCAGGGAUGGCCCCAACGCCGUUGCCCUCUACAGAGGUAACAUCAGCAGCUUUGCCCUGGGGAAGGUGCUGCCGACGGCUGGCCUGCUGGAUGCCUUCGUGUACACGAACACCGAGGGGGUGAGCCCCGAGCUGCUGGAGACCCUGACGCUGGGCAGACCUGCCCUAGAGAGCACACGGCACCAGCUGGGAAAUGUGUCCAUGAGCCGGUGCAACUGCUGCUCUGUGACCCGGGACUCCUUGUCCUACGUCCUCAGCAGGCCUACUCCUGGCAAGUUCAACAAUUGCCCCAGCAAACGCUUCAGCCAGACGGUCUCCUUCUGCCUUCUUGUAGCAGAUUGCCAGGAGUGGCUCUCAAAGUCAGAAGAAAUCCUGAUGGCUCUCGUCCAGGCCUUUGACCGAUCCUGCAGCUGUGGAGUUUCUCCUGCCUACUUCAAAGAUUCAGAGGUGUCCUGCCAGGACCUGGGGCUUGUGUUCACCACCCUGCUCACUGCAAAGUCAGAAGACCAGCUGAGCAGCCUGCUGCUAGCCUUCAACACCUUUCUGGAGAGCCCCAGGGUUGUGAGUUUUGACAGAAGGAAUAUCACAGCAGAAAGCUCCUGCUUCAAGGAUAUUAAUGUGCCAGACUUACCUCCAGGUGUCCCAUCACAGGUUCCAGAGGGGACUCGAGAGCCCUCUAGACAAGUGGGUGAGCUGCUCAUCAACGAGGUGAACCCAGACAACCCGGGGGGAGGAGAGGACGCAGAGUACAUAGAGCUCUUCUACACUGGACGGACACACUUUGACCUCCAGAGAUACUGGUUGGUCCUCUACAAUGGCAAAAACAGCCGGGCCUACCGGGUGUUGGACCUAUCCGGACACCACACAAACGAGCUGGGUUACUUCCUGGUGGGAAGCAGCACCAUGCGCCCAGCACCCAUGGUCAGGCUGCCCCCCAACACCAUACAGAACGGGGCCGAUGCCGUGGCUCUUUACUACAGCAACAGCACCCUCUACACGGUGAACAUGGCUGUGACCACUGAGGGGCUGGUGGAUGCUGUGGUGUACACAUCCCGAGCAGAUGAGAAGGCAGAGAAGCUGCUCAAAGUGCUGGUACCGGGGCAGAGCAUCCUUUACGAAAAUGAUUCUCACAGCACUGAGGAUGAGUCUCUGAGCCGCUGCCACAGUCUGAGUGCAAGACUCCAGAGCAGCUUCCAGGUGACGGCAGUGACACCGCUCGGAGAAAACUCCUGCGGCAGCCCCCACGUGCCAUCGCUGCCUGCUGUCCGCAUCAGCGAGCUGGGGCUGGCAGGCGGCAGGGCCAGCGGCUUUGUGGAGCUGCAGGGGCUGCCGGGGACCAGCCUAGAUGGCCUCAGCCUGGUCAUCUUCACCAGCCAGGAGGGUGCCGCUCAUGGCAGCGUCCCGCUGGGUGGCAACCUCAGCGCCUCAGGCCUGCUGCUGCUGGGCGGCAGGAACGAUGGAACAAAACUGAUGUUUGAGGACAUUGCUGCUAGCGAAGGCUCCAGCGCUAUUGCUCUGUACAGCACCAGUGUGAUUCCUAGUGGCAUGAAGGCAACGUCAGAGAACCUGGUGGAUGCCCUGGUGUAUACAUGUGGGCCAAGCAUGGUGGGAGGACACUUGGAUGUCCUCGGCCCAUUGUACACUGUGCCCUGCAAGGAUGACAGGCCCGUGUCCCUGAGUCGAUGCCCUUCCGGUGAUGCCAGCGCAGAGCUACAGUUUGCCAUCUCAGAACCUACCCCUGGUGUGCAGAACAGCUGUCCACAGGAUGCCUUUGCCGUGGGUCUGGACUUGUGCUUCCUGACACCCAACUGCUCUGCCUGGACCGUGCACCACAGAAGGACACUUGAAAGCUUUAGAAGGGUCUUGAUGAUCUCCCUGGAGGAGGAGUGCUCCUGUGGCGUCUCUGAGCUCUACCUGCAAGGGCUGAACCUGACGUGUGUGAACUCCGUGGUGAAGGUCUCGGGCCGGGUGCGUGCUCGGCUGCCGAUGCAGCAGCAGUCCAUUGAAAGCUGGCGCCGGGGCCUCCUGGCCAGCCCCCACCCCUUCUCCGUGGAUGGAAGAGUGCUGAAAACCAGCCCUGAGUGCAUCGCCCCCAGAAGCACACCAGUGUCAUCACAGAGCAGUUCCUUCCCGCGCAGCUGGGAGAUCACCCUGUUGGUCGUGGGAGCUCUGCUGCUCGUGCUCUUGCUGGUUGGCCUGGCGUUGCACUUCAUCAAAAGACAUCCCCCAAAUUACACCAACAUUGAAAUGAACGACUGCAGGGAGAUGGCAGCAGACUUCUAAUGCUCCCAGGCACGGCUGCAGUGGCAGAACCACCUCCACCACCAGGGCUGGACUUGUGCGUGCAGGCGGCAGAGCGGCUGUUCUGCUCCCUCUUCCUCCACGGUUGCUGCAAGGAGCUGUGUAUGUAUACAUGGGUGUGUAUACACAGACACACAUCUUUAUGUACAUGUGUCUAUAUAGAGAGUUUGGAGAAACAGGCUGGUGAACAAC
This is a messenger RNA of Cygnus olor (mute swan), 3695 nucleotides long. RefSeq lists its product as uncharacterized. Bases 294 to 3485 code for a protein of 1063 amino acids. The record is from RefSeq and is a predicted model, not a curated record. The transcript is spliced from 14 exons. Lineage: Eukaryota; Metazoa; Chordata; Aves; Anseriformes; Anatidae.